Linderina pennispora is the source of this 2896-nucleotide messenger RNA. RefSeq lists its product as uncharacterized. The transcript is spliced from 5 exons. Gene Ontology annotation, molecular function: protein binding. Gene Ontology annotation, cellular component: endoplasmic reticulum; Golgi membrane; Golgi stack. Bases 384 to 2756 code for a protein of 790 amino acids. The record is from RefSeq and is a predicted model, not a curated record. Gene Ontology annotation, biological process: endoplasmic reticulum to Golgi vesicle-mediated transport; vesicle fusion with Golgi apparatus; transcytosis. Lineage: Eukaryota; Fungi; Kickxellomycota; Kickxellomycetes; Kickxellales; Kickxellaceae.
GUAAGAGCGCACGCCUGGCAACCAGCACCGACUCUGGCGGUUGAAUGCAUAAAGGUGGCCAAGGGCUUUGCCUAAUCUGUAAUGUCGGUGCUGCUUAGGAAAUUGGGGAGGCCUCCUUGCCUGCGUUGCUGGCUGUGCUGAAGGAGGACGGGGAGGACCAGAACCUGGUCAAGGCUAUUCUGGAAACACUGAACAACCUGUGCACGCGCGAUGCCUUGCGGGACGCUGACCACACGGGAGGGCCAGGCGAGGACCCAGUUGCAGACCGAUUUGCGCAGACGAUAAUUGACGACGGAGAUAAUAUCUCGACUUUCCUGGAGCUGCUGGGCGACGCCGACUUUUACGUGCGGUUCUACACUGUGCAGCUGCUGGGGCUUUUGCACAUGUAUAGCGGCGAGCAGGUGCAGCAGGCAGUGCUGGUAUCACCGACCGGAGUCGGGCGUCUUGUGGACCUCCUGACCGACCAGCGCGACAUCAUCCGCAACGAAGGCAUUCAGCUGCUGAUUGCAAUGACCGAGAGCAACGCCGAUAUACAAAAGAUUGUGGCAUUCGAAAAUGCGUUCGACCACCUUCUGGCUAUUGUCGGCGAAGAGGGCGGUGUGCGUGGAAACAUCGUGGUGCAGGACUGCCUCCAGCUGCUUCACAAUCUGCUGAACUACAAUAUUUCCAACCAGAACUUUUUCCGUGAGACAUCAGGUAUCCAGAGGCUUCCUGAUCUGCUGAUCACGGAUCCGAGCCAGACGGCGGGUGCUGCGCAGCAUGGCCAGCCCGACAACGGCGAGGACUUUGAAUGGACGGCUCAGCAUGCGCGCAACAUGCUCGUGGUCCUGGAUGUCAUCCGUAUGCUGAUUCAGCCCGGAAACACCAACACGGAAUCCAACCAAACGGCGAUGCAGCAAAACGGCAUUAUCCCGCCACUACUUCAGCUGGCACUGGCGUACGAAGCCCCCAGCAGUGUGCGUGCCCAAGCCCUGUACGCAAUUGGUGAUAUCAUCCGGAUGCAUGCGGCUAACCAGGGGCUGUUCCAGCGUAUUCUGAUCACGGCAGCACAGGCUGAUGACGACUCGGAAGAUGCCAGCGCGAAGGCUAUCCCCGAGCCGGCGGUAGCGAUAGUCAUUCGGCUUGCCGUCGGCGCGCGCCCUUCCAGCGUGCCUACGAAUGAGUAUUACAUUGUGCGGUCGGCUGCUGCUUACUUGGUGCAGGCGUAUGUGGGUGGUAACCCUGACGCCCAGCUGGCGCUAGCAGCAACUCUGACGCCUCCAGAUGGCACAGGCAGCUUGGGCAAUCCUGAUACGCAUCAGUCUGCAGGGUCUCUCAUCGUCUCAGUGCUGCUGGACUGGCGCGAUACGGGAAACGACGACGCCUGGCGUGUGUGGCACGCGUCGCUGUUGUUGUCGACUGUUCUGCGUGGGGCGCUGCGGGUGUCGCUGGGUGACGAGUCCAAGGGAGAAGAUCCCCUGCCGCUGAUCAACGAGCUGCUAUCGCAGGCACGUCAUGCGACACAGGAGUCAGGCGACGCCCGCAUUUGCAUCGCGCUGCUGGCGCUGGUAUGCGUGUGGGUGGUUGAUUUCCCGCAGGCGGUCACAACUCUGCUGGACGAGUCGUCCAAUACGUCGUUCUUGGUCGAGCAGAUCAACGGGUCAUCGGGCAGUCAAUACGCUUGUGCAAGGCGUGGCCGCGUUCCUGUUUGGUCCUUAUUUACCAAUUCGAUGUCGCGGCCGACUCGCCCUGUGACACGCGAGCAGCUGUACCCGAUCCUCUCCAAGCGGGUGGGAACCGACCAGCUACUGAUCCGUGAUGUUCCGAACGAGCUGUUCUUUGAUAACGUAUUUACCGAUCUGUUCCGUACGCAUUACGAGGCAUUCCGCGCUGCUGUGCGCUUGGGGCCACAGGAGACACAGGCGGCCCAUGCCAACUUUGCGCACCUCCAAGGAGGCAUGGCGGGAUAUGCUGGAUCGGGCUCGCUGCCAGGCUCGGUUCCCGGAACGCCGCAAUUGAACCAGGGGAGCAUGUCUCGGUCAAUGUCGCCUGGCGCCGUGCUGGAUUCUGCAGCGGAUGACAGGCCAGCAGUGCCUAGUGUUCCCAAGAGCCAGGCGCGUGAGCUGACAGCUGAGGCCGAGCGAUUGAGCCAAGCGCUGGCGGAGCAGCGGAAGGCAGCUGAUGAGGAGCGCCAGCAGCACAACGAGGAUAAGGCAGCCGAGCAGCAGGCGCACGUGCAGGAGCUUGAGGUACUGCGCGCGCAGUUGGCCGAUGCUGAGGCCAGGGCGACGCAGGGCCAGUCUUUGGCUCAAGACAAUGCCGGUAGCGAGGAGAGGCUGGUGGAGCUGGAGCAGAGGCUGGCAGAGCAGACUCUGGAUGCCGAGCAAAAGCAGGCGGCGUGGAAUGCUGAGCGCGAGGAGCUGGCACGCAAGCUGGCCACCGCCGAGAAGCAAGUGGUUAAGGCAGCUGCCGCUGGUCGCAACCUCAACAAAAAGAAGGAGAUGCAGCAGGCCAGUGCUAUCGAGGCGCUGGAGCAGGAGCUCCAGGAGAAGGACGCCAAAAUCAACGCGCUUGCUAGCGAAGUGGAGCAGCUAAAGCAGACCGCUGCCGAGUUGGAGUCAGUCGAUGAGCUGAAGGAGCGGCUGGCUACUGCCGAAAAGGAGCAGGAGGACCUGUUGAGUAUCGGAGACAUGCUGCGCAAGUAUGGAGCAGACAUCCCGCCUUCGGACGACGAGGACGAGGACGAGGACGAGGGCGCGACAGAUGCUGAAGAAUAAAGUCUCCCUUAAGCCUGGUGUUCAAAGCAUCAAUUUCUAAACCCCGCAGGUACUAGCUUUUCUAAGCCCCUAGCCAGAAAUUAACAACACGAAUGUACCGGCUCGGCCGGCUCGGCCGGCUCGGCUGGCUCGCGAAAAAA